Molecule: messenger RNA, 4936 nt
Organism: Octopus sinensis (East Asian common octopus)
Lineage: Eukaryota; Metazoa; Mollusca; Cephalopoda; Octopoda; Octopodidae
Product: coiled-coil domain-containing protein 57-like
Exons: 19
Coding region: 211-3105 (964 amino acids)
Source: RefSeq, a predicted model, not a curated record
CCUCGGACAGAAUAACAGAAUGAUAUUCUUACAUUUAGCAUUUAUCGAACAGAACAGCAUUGUUACCAUAGUUACAAACUCCCGCUAAAAAUAUGACAACAAAAUGUUUAAUUUCAGGUGCGUAAAUGACGGCGGUGGCAGCUUUUACUCCUGAUAUUUAUUCCUUUCGAAGUGACUGUACCUUUCUUGUUGUUGGUAUUUCUUUUAGGUAUGGAAACUUCCACAACAAAUUGGGACCAGCUGAUUUAUGAAAAGGGUCAGCAAUGGCAGGAAGCCUUCCAACAGAGAGUGCUGGCCUUGGAACACAACGUUCAGGAGAAAGAGAAAGUCAUCGAACAGCUGCAGCAGAAAUACCUGCAGUUGAAAGAGUCUUUCAGUUACAACCUGCGGUUGAUUGCACAGCGGGACCAGGAGCUGCAACAAUGGGAGAUGCAGGUCAAAGACUUAAGCGCCAAGCUCAAUGCAGCCAAUGCCUUGAAGAGUGACUGGAAAAUUGAGCAGGAAAAAUAUGAAGAACGCUUCAGACGCAUGGAACAGCAAAGAACGGAAGAACAAACGUAUUGGCAGAGACAGUUGCGACAGAGGGAGGAGGAGAUGGAGGUGUUGAGGAGGGGCAAGAUGUGUAAACUGGACGAGGAACGAAGACAUUGUGAGGAAAUGAAGAGAGCAAUGGAAUGGAAUAUGGUGGAAUCACAGGAGACCAUUCUGGAGGAACGCAGACGAAUGGAGCAAGGCUUUGAUGCAGCCUUGAAGAAGCGAGAACAUGAAUUUCGCCUCAAGGUCGAUGAAAUGAAUAACACCCUACGAAUAGAAAACUUACAGCGGCAGAUAGUGUCCAAAGAACUAGAGCAGCUGAAGCAAAGUAUACAAGAGAGGGAGAAAGACUUGCUCAAGACUGAUGCUGAUUUGAAACAGAUGGAGAAAGUUUUGGGUGAAAAAUCACUUCAGAUGUGUGACCAGCUGUCUAUCUAUGAAAACAGGUUGAAAGAGCUCUCUCUUCAGCUGGAGCAGAGUGAGAAAAGCAGGGAGAAACUGCAGCAGGAGCUGGAGCUGAAGUUGAACAAGUGUGACCAGAGGCUACGAUCCAGAACUGAAGAGGUGUCCAAGCUGCAGGCAUGUGUCUGCGAAAAGGACAGAGUUUACAUGUCAGAAGUCAGUGAUCUCCAGAUGCAACUCAACACUGCAAAGUUGCAAUUCUCUGCUGCAACAGAAGAAUUUAGCACCAAGAUGCUGGAGAAAGAUGGAGAAAUUAAGAGCUUGAAGUCAGAACUAGAACAUUCCAGAACCACUGCUAAUGCCGACCAAAACAGACGGCUGCAAAUGAAUGUCGACCGAGAGGUUGAAUUAAAGCAUUUAAAAGAAGAGAACGCCAAGGCAGCUAGCCAUAGGCUGCAACUGGAGAACAUCAUUUCAAGAUACAAGAAGGACCUUGAAUCUGCCCUUGAACGAGAAGGCUCCUGCCAACGUAAGGUGAACCAGCUGUCCCUUGAGUGGCAGAAGAGAGUGGACGAGGUUAAAAGGGCUGACUUUCAACAAUCUGAAUCCUUUAUCGAGAAACUUAGCAAGUCCCGUGAUAAGGCUUUGGCUACAGUAAAAGAGUUUCAGUACCAACUGGAAGAGAGAAAUCACAUUAUAAAGGCUUUAGGGGCUGAUAGGGAAGAGCUCCUCCAAAUCUUGUUGUUGCAUGGAAUACACCUGCCCGAGAACUCAACGUUGCAUCAUCCAUGUAGAACAGAACAUGACAUCAUGGUUGGUGGUGAUAGUGGUGGCGGUGGCGGUCACACGGAAGAGAUGAUGACACAGCUGCAGGAAGAGAACCGCGAGCUGCGGACUGUCGUGACCGCUAUGCGGGAACAGAUGUCCGAACUAGAAAGGAACCCCAUUGUAAAGCACAACACAGACUGUCGGUACUACACUGCUGCCCCCUCUGGAGUUGAUAACAACAACAACAACUACAGCAGCAAUACCAGUCAUCCUGUUUCCAAUGAAUAUGUGAAGAUUCUGGAAAAGAGUCUGAAAGAAAUGAAGGCAGAGAACAGACUGUUGAAGCUGAGCCAAGUGGACAGUUUAGCCCCAGGUGAUCAACAAACUGAGAUGAAGGAUGAAGGUAUGGGGAUAGAGUUGUCGAAUGAUGCUGUGACCUGUGCUGAUGUCAUCUCGCUAAGUCUAACUGUUGGAAAUUUAAAAAAAGAGAAGGCAAAACUGAUGAAAGAAAAUCAGAGACUCAGUCACCAUAUUUCUGAAAUCCAGGGCCAACUAACGAGCUGGGAACGGCCCAGAAGGGAUAAAGGCAGCAGUGGUGGAUAUUAUAGCAAUCCAACAAGAAAUGCUGCACAGAUCAACCCCAUUAUCUAUAAUAAUAAUAACAACAACAACAACUUUAGCCACGGUAAUGAUAUGGAUGAAAGCCACAACGUAUACCCACUGGUUAGAAAUUUGAAGGAUCAGCUCAGUGUGGCCCUCGGCCAGGUUUCUAAAUUGACCGAUGACCGACGCCGAUUGAUUGACUUCAGCAAUCAACUCCGCUCAAAACUGAAUAAAGUUGUGUUGACCAGUGACACCAACGAUGCCAAUAGCAAAGGGGUCAGCUCAGCUCCUUGUGGUGGUCAGGAUACCGUGAGGACCCAAACUUCGGAGUUGGAGAACCUCCAGUACCAACUCACUAAACUGGAACUCCAAUAUGCACAGAAGUACAACUAUACCAAGGAAUCGGACCAAGGGCGACAAACUCAGCCUGAAGCUUUCUGCAAGCCUCAAGUGUCUGAUAGAGCAGUCGAUGGUGGAACCCCCAGGCAGGCUGGUAACCGAAUCCAGCUGCCGAUAGAAUCUUCUCUUGAGGAUCAUGAGUCACUGUACAGCGUGUGGAAAUUACUGGAAGACAAGUCCACCAUCAGCAGUGCAAACCCACCUUCUCCGUCAUCACCACCACCACCACCACCAUCUCCAGAUCAUAACACUGAGCUACGUCCAAUCCAAACCCAGAUGACCCUGGUGAAACGUCCCACACCAGAUCGACCGGUCAAAGGUAAAAGCACAUCAAAGAAAGUGUCUAGGGGUUCCAAAGUCAGGAACUACAACAUCAAAGAUGAUACCAAACACCCAUGAAUGGCCAUCACCUCUCAAUGGUCACCAUUUUUCAGUAGUCAGCACUUCUUGAAUGGCCAGCACUCUUUGAAUGGACACCACCCCUCGAAAGCCAACAUCCCUCCAUGACCAACACCCCUCAAUGACCACUACCCCUCAAUGGCAACUACCCCUCAAUCGGUACCUCCACUCAAUGGCCACCACCCCUCAAUAGCUAGCACCCUUCAACGGACAGUACCUGUGAAUGGCCACCAAAACUCCAAUGAUCACACCCCCCCACCUCGGUGGCCACUACCCUUCAAUGGCCACCACUUCCCAAUUGGCAGCACUCCUUCAACAGCCAGCUCCCUUCAGUAGUCAACACCCCUCAAUGACCAGCACUUCUUGAUGGCCAGCACCCCUCAAUGGCCAGCACCCGUCAGUGGCCACCACCUCUCAAUGGGUGCACCUUCUGUUGAAUGUGUUACAUCAUAGUUUUCCAGUUCAAGCUUAUGUCUUGGAAAAGCUCAACCAAUUGGAACAACAUGUGUUAUUUAAACUUCUUAAAAAUGUCAGCAUAUUUAAGGUUGAUCAACUCCUGGGACCUUUACAGGGUCUCUGAAACUGACAGGGAGAGAGGAGCAAAGGCAGAAAUGACUACAACAUAUGGAUUUGCCAGAAACCCUAUUUUAAUUUAUGUAAAUCCCAGAAGAGGUCAUUGGGAUUUGCCAGAAACCCUAUUUUAAUUUAUGUAAAUCUCAGUAGAGGUCAUUGGGAUUUGCCAGAAACCCUAUUUUAAUUUAUGUAAAUCCCGGUAGAGGUCAUUGGGAUUUGCCAGAAACCCUAUUUUAAUUUAUGUAAAUCCCGGUAGAGGUCAUUGGGAUUUGCCAGUAACCCUAUUUUAAUUUAUGUAAAUCCCGGUAGAGGUCAUUGGGUUUUGCCAGAAACCCUAUUUUAAUUUAUGUAAAUCCCAGUAGAGGUCAUUGGGUUUUGCCAGAAACCCUAUUUUAAUUUAUGUAAAUCCCGGUAGAGGUCAUUGGGAUUUGCCAGAAACCCUAUUUUAAUUUAUAUAAAUCCCAGUAGAGGUCAUUGGCUGAAAGGUUUCUGCACUUUGAAGCACCUCUCAGGAAUAAAUGGAGAAAAAUAUGAGUUUAAUCCUCAGGAAAUCAAUUUACCUCAUGAGAUAUUAAACUUUGAGCUAAGCCGCUGUCAUACCUGGAUUUUGUGAGUUUUCAAUGGAUAAAGACUCACUUCCACCUGAACACAUUUCUAACAAUCAGUCAGACUACUCAAGAGAGGUUACUGCAAGAAACAAAAGUUAAAAUACGUGGAGUCCUUGUCAGACCUGAGGACUUCACUAAAUGCAGGUUAUUGUAAAAUACAUGCAAUAACUGAAUAGUGACUGUCUCAAAUUGGAUGACAAUCAGUUCUACCCUACAAAAUAAUGGUUGAGAAACAUGCAAUAAAUAUACAAUAACAUCUUGGUUUUUAAUUUGUACCAUUAAUACAUUACUGUGUGCAGGCUAGAGGAGAGUUAAGAGGCUUGCUUAAGAAAUUUAUACACUUCAGUCUUUGCUGGAAACUUUUGAGAUAUCCAUUGGACCAUGUUAGAUUGGCCACAACCAGACCAAAUCAGAAUUGGAGUAACAUGUGGCCAUUAAGCUACAUCUGAUGUUUCACACCUUUAAGAGCUGCGUUUUAGAAAAAGUGGAUCUUGAAUUACAAAAAUUACGUGUUGUUGAUUUUAAAGUAAGCAGACACACAGACAGAUAUAAUGUGUAAAUGUUGACUGGAUAGAUGGACCCAGUGUACAGAUGUUCAGUUGAUAGACAGUGUGCAGAUUUUGGCUUGAUAGAUAGAUAUGAUAUAUGUU